ACAGCCGGACAGUAGGUGGCGCUGGUGCGUCAGGACGCGGAUAUUCACCCACUACUGACCAAUCUCAAAGAAGCCGAGACGGCAGAGAAAGAAACAGGAAGAAGAAGACGACGAGCUCGGUACCACAAUGACUUCGACCAAGAGACUAGGGAAGGAGCUUGAUGACAUCCGCAAAUCUGGAAUGAAGCAUUUCCGCAACAUUCAGGUGGACGAAGCAAAUAUCCUGACCUGGCAAGGUCUCAUUGUUCCUGACUGUGCACCAUACGACAAAGGAGCAUUUAGGAUUGAGAUCAUCUUCCCUGCAGAGUACCCUUUCAAGCCCCCCAAGAUCACCUUCAAGACAAAAAUCUACCAUCCCAACAUUGACGAGAAGGGUCAGGUGUGCCUCCCCAUCAUCAGCGUGGAGAACUGGAAGCCAGCAACCAGAACCUGCCAAGUGAUUCAGUGUCUCAUUGCACUGGUGAACAUGCCUCAGCCCGAGCACCCGCUGAGGGCAGACCUGGCAGAGGAAUACACAAAAGACCGCGCGAAAUUCAUGAAGAAUGCAGAGGAAUUCACAAAGAAGCACAGUGAAAAGCGACCUGUGGACUGACAACACAACACUGACACUCACUCACUCACCGUUUCCACUCUGACUCUCUGUUCUCGUCUUCAAACCACAUAGACAUGCCCUGUUCUCAAGUAACCUGAAUUGUUUUAGCACUGUCCAGAUGCUCCAUAAUAGAGAUUUCUGUUUCACUUUGCCAAAAAAAGCAGGACUUUUUGGUGAAUAGACAGGCUCUGGCCUUCCUUUGUUAGCCACUUCUUUCUACUUGUGUGUUUUAAGGGAACUGUCAGAGGUGGCAUCCUGGAAGUUAAAAUAACUCAAAGUGCUGUUCUGCUUACUCAGAUGUUGAAUGUUUUCUCAGAUUAAUCACUAGUUUAUGCAGAGCUGUUGACAGAUUGAAGCUUUAAUUUCAGGAGGAGUUAAAACUACACUCAGCAUCCGCUGCUGUUUCUGUUGUCUCCUUCCUUUAUUUCCCCUUUGUUUCUUUUUUCCGUUGAAAUGCACUGUACUCUGUGAAAUCACCUUUUGCCGUAAAUAAAAAUUAAACUUUGUUAUGCAGA
Betta splendens (Siamese fighting fish) is the source of this 1107-nucleotide messenger RNA. RefSeq names its product ubiquitin-conjugating enzyme E2L 3a (gene ube2l3a). The coding region runs from base 128 to 592 and encodes 154 amino acids. The transcript is spliced from 4 exons. NCBI's taxonomy places the organism in Eukaryota, Metazoa, Chordata, Actinopteri, Anabantiformes, Osphronemidae. The record is from RefSeq and is a predicted model, not a curated record.